AUGUCUAUUUGUAAUAGCUGUUCUACUGCUAUUACAUCAAGAUCCUUGUCCAUUUCUUGCAAUGAUUGCAAAUUACCGUGGCAUGCAAAAUGCCAAAAACUCACAAAAGAAGACAUUGCAUUUUAUAACGAUGAAGGCUCAUACUGGAGAUGUCACAAGUGUUCGGCAGAAAAAAGAGCUUCUCUACGAAUUGAUAACCAAAUUAAUGAUGAUAAUACAAAUCUCUCCGAUAUUAAGGACAUUAUAUUACAACUCAAAGAUAAUAAUCAAAAUAUGAAAACCCAAAUCAAUACUCUAGAAAGCAAAAUUGAAUUCCUUGAACGUCGUUUGAUUAAUAAUGAAAUUGUCAUUGACGGUGUUCCAGAAAAUAAAUUAGAAAAUAGCUACGAAAUAGUCAAAAACAUCGGUACUCAACUUAAUAUUAAAAUUACAGACCCUAUGAUUAAUGACUGUCACAGAGUUGGUCGUACACAAAAUAAUCUUACAAGAAGAAUAGUGGUUGGAUUCACAAGUCACCAAGAUAAAGUAAAAAUAUUAGACUCUCGUAAAAUAAUAAGGAAUCUGUCCACAAAGAAUAUUGGUAUAGAACCUGAAGUGUCAAUAUACAUAAGAGAAAAUUUAACAUCAAAAAGCAGUUUCCUAUUCAAACUAGCUCGAGACUUCCGCAAUCAAUACAACUAUAAAUUCGUCUGGACUAAAAACGGGCAGAUUUUCCUCCGCAAAAAUGAGUCAGAGAAAAUAAUCAACGUGGCCAAUGAAGAG
Molecule: messenger RNA, 762 nt
Organism: Myzus persicae (green peach aphid)
Lineage: Eukaryota; Metazoa; Arthropoda; Insecta; Hemiptera; Aphididae
Exons: 2
Source: RefSeq, a predicted model, not a curated record